AUGGCCCCCGGAGCGCUCGCUGCGCAUCCCCUCCAGGGCGGCAUCCGCGGAUUGUGGCGGCACCCACAACGGUCCAGGCCGCCGUUCGCAUCAGAUCAAAGGUCGAGAAUCGGCGGACCGGGAAAGGCCACGGGGCGGCGGGGUGUGGAUCCCGGCCAGGCGAAGGAGAUGGACGGGCCGCCGUUUUGCAUACCGGCGGAUGGAGUGUUCUGCGACAACUGCAGUUGGAUGAACGGAACCUGCCUAGAUGGGGAGUGUGAAGGUCUGCACAUAUCUAAGGAGGAUAGAGCUGCACAGAGGCAGUGGCCAGAACUGCCAUCUGGGGCGGCUCAAUUGAUCAUUGCUGCUGGUCCCGAGCGUUCAGGUAGCACUUGGCUAUUCAACGCCGUGCGCUUGUUGUUCAAGAGUGCACACCAGCCACUCGAUGCUUUCUGGAUAAGCACUCUCACAGACACCAAACUGGACAUGAGAGGCGUGGGCAGUAGCCAGCAUUCCCAUGUUCUAAUAAAAACCCACCAAUGGAGCAACUUGUGGACAGUGGAACGGGCAUCCCAUGUGUUUGUGACACACAGGGAUCUGAGGGGGGUGGUGGCUUCAUACAGGCGAGUGGGAUGGGCGCAUACGAUCCCCGAUUCGUAUGUGGAGGACCACCUCAAGUGGAAGGCCAUUGCACACAAGGAUUUUGCCUUUGAGAGAAUCGUUCACAGCGGGAUCCAAGAGCUGGAAGCGCUCGCUGCAGCUCUGGGCAUCGUGAAUUUGGUUGACAUCCAUUCCGUUAACGAGGAGCUCAAGGCACUUCGACCGCCCAUGUCAGGGGCGCCCCACCCCAUCACCAAGCUCUGGCCUCGCCACAUGAGCCCAUCUGUACUGCGGACGUUAGAAAACCCCCAGGGGAGCAAGGCUUCCGUCGCCGGGAGCCAGGACAUCGACAUGACAGAGGAAGGCAGUCUGUGCAAGAGGUUUCCAGGAUACAUGAAAGACUAUGGAUACAUGUGA
This is a messenger RNA of Ostreobium quekettii, 996 nucleotides long. NCBI's taxonomy places the organism in Eukaryota, Viridiplantae, Chlorophyta, Ulvophyceae, Bryopsidales, Ostreobiaceae. The record is from the annotation of a GenBank genome assembly.